Fraxinus pennsylvanica is the source of this 843-nucleotide messenger RNA. The record is from the annotation of a GenBank genome assembly. NCBI's taxonomy places the organism in Eukaryota, Viridiplantae, Streptophyta, Magnoliopsida, Lamiales, Oleaceae.
AUGCAAGAGGGUUUUCAUCAGGGAUCAUCAAAAUUGAAGCUGAAAAGAAGGAAAAGAGAGGUAAUAGAUGUCCACGGAGGCCGAAUUGUUAGAUCCAUGGGACGGAAGGAUAGGCACAGCAAGGUAUGCACUACAAGGGGGACUAAAGAGAGACGUGUUAGACUGUCGCCAAACACUGCAAUUCAAUUCUAUGAUUUGCAAGAUAGGCUUGGCUAUGAUCGUCCGAGCAAGGCCCUCGAUUGGCUGAUGAAGAAGGCCAAAUCUGCCAUUGAUGAACUUGAUCAAUCAGAGAAUCAAAAUGCUGAAAAUGUUAUGCAAUUAGCUGAUCACCAAGCAGAUGAAGGAUUUCAAGAUAACAGCCAAAAGGAUACACUUAGGAAGGAUAAUCCCAGUUAUCACAACGACCAUUUUAACUCGAAAAGCAAAAUUCAUGGCCAGAGCCUUCAUUACUCUAGCCAAUAUAUCCCGGAUGACUCUAUCAUCUCUGGUUAUCAGCAAGGCCUAUUCUCCGUGUCAACUCUUUCCCAUUUGGAUUCAGACCUGGAAAUGGCUGCAAUCCCAAGACAUUUCAGUUGGCAUGAUAGUGUUAAUUCAGGUCAAUUCUUUUCUCAAAGGGAACCCCUUCAGUCCACUACUUGUCCUCGCAUGAGUCAUGCUCUGUCGAGUACCCAAUUUUGCGGCGUCAGCCUCUCUGGCAAUGAAAUAUCCAAAUUUACUGCUGAACCAAGGGAAGUAGAGGAAAAAGAGAGUAAUUCAAUUUCCAUGAAGCCAUCUUCCGGUACGCCGUUUUCUCAUUAUGAAGACUUGCUGGAUUUUAAUCCUCUUCCUACACACAAUACUUGA